Messenger RNA from Penicillium subrubescens, 551 nucleotides. Its product is annotated as 60S ribosomal protein eL31. NCBI's taxonomy places the organism in Eukaryota, Fungi, Ascomycota, Eurotiomycetes, Eurotiales, Aspergillaceae. Gene Ontology annotation, cellular component: cytosolic large ribosomal subunit; ribosome. Gene Ontology annotation, biological process: cytoplasmic translation. The coding region runs from base 70 to 438 and encodes 122 amino acids. Gene Ontology annotation, molecular function: structural constituent of ribosome. The record is from RefSeq and is a predicted model, not a curated record. The transcript has 4 exons.
CCACAAUUCUCAAUUUCUCUCCCCAUCGACAACUUUCGCCCACAGUCGCCGACCACCCCAUCCAUCAAAAUGUCCUCCGCAAACACCGGCAAGAAGACCCGCUCGGCUAUCUCCGACGUGGUGUCUCGCGAGUACACCAUCAACCUCCACAAGCGGUGCCACGGUGUCAGCUUCAAGAAGCGUGCUCCCCGUGCUAUCAAGGAGAUCCGCGCUUUCGCCGAGAAGGCCAUGGGCACCAAGGAUGUCCGUGUCGACCCCGCCCUGAACAAGAAGGUCUGGGAGGCUGGCAUCAAGGGCGUUCCCUUCCGUCUCCGCAUCCGCAUCUCCCGCAAGCGUAACGACGAGGAGGGUGCCAAGGAGCGUCUGUACUCCCAUGUUCAGGCCGUCAACGUCAAGAGCGCCAAGGGUCUGCACACCGCUGUCGUCGAUGACGCGUAAAUGGGUUGUUUGAUACCACCGGUGUUGUCGCUUCUAUGAUUCCAUGUUACAUCUGGGGUUUGGUCGGGGCUCUUUUAAAAUAAAAAUACCUUCUUGCACCAUGGUUUUCAAAA